GAAAUUAGGGUUUUUAGAAGGUUCAUAUAUUAAUUAUAUUUAUAGUCUCCGAACUCUCGAAUAACAGCUCCCCAGUCUGCUGCUCUCUCCUGCUUGGCUCUGGAAGAGGAUUUGUCUAAUAAUAUAGCCUUCGAAGCGAAGAAGAGCGCAAAAUGGCAAGAGGGUUGAAGAAGCACUUGAAGAGGCUUAAUGCCCCAAAACAUUGGAUGCUUGACAAAUUGGGUGGCGCAUUUGCACCCAAACCAUCAUCUGGACCUCACAAGUCUAGGGAAUGCUUGCCCUUGAUCCUUAUCCUGCGUAACAGGUUGAAAUAUGCUCUCACAUAUCGUGAAGUUAUUGCCAUUCUGAUGCAGCGACAUGUCCUUGUUGAUGCGAAGGUUAGGACGGAUAAAACCUAUCCUGCUGGUUUCAUGGAUGUUGUGUCAAUUCCCAAGACAAAUGAGAACUUCCGUCUCCUUUAUGAUACUAAAGGCCGAUUCCGUCUUCACUCAAUCAGAGAUGAUGAAGCAAAGUUUAAGCUUUGCAAAGUCCGAUCUGUUCAAUUUGGCCAAAAGGGAAUCCCAUACCUCAACACUUAUGAUGGACGUACUAUUAGGUAUCCAGAUCCACUUAUCAAGGCCAAUGAUACAAUCAAGCUCGACCUUGAGAGCAACAAAAUUACUGACUUCAUCAAGUUUGAUGUUGGAAAUGUUGUCAUGGUCACUGGAGGGAGAAACAGAGGACGAGUUGGAGUGAUUAAGAAUAGGGAAAAGCACAAGGGAAGUUUUGAGACUAUUCACGUCCAAGAUGCAACUGGCCAUGAGUUUGCUACUCGCAUGGGCAAUGUCUUCACUAUUGGAAAGGGAACCAAGCCAUGGGUUUCUCUUCCCAAGGGCAAGGGUAUUAAAUUGUCAAUCAUUGAGGAGGCCAGAAAGAGGCUUGCAGCAGCACAAGCGGUUGCAUAAGAGGGGUUGUCUUGGUUGUGUUGCUAGUGGCGAUUGACGAGGGUUAGUUGUUUCAUUUCAUUUUAGGUUCAUGGGAAGACUAAUGCUUUUUAUUUCGGAUUCAUUUACAUGCACAAUUUUGAAACUAUGUGGUAUUUUGAAUUUGUCAAAACUUGUGUUGUUUUGCAGAAAUUUAUGUUAAGAUAUUUAGAUGUGUA
Ricinus communis (castor bean) is the source of this 1141-nucleotide messenger RNA. RefSeq names its product 40S ribosomal protein S4-1. The transcript is spliced from 5 exons. NCBI's taxonomy places the organism in Eukaryota, Viridiplantae, Streptophyta, Magnoliopsida, Malpighiales, Euphorbiaceae. The coding region runs from base 153 to 944 and encodes 263 amino acids. Gene Ontology annotation, cellular component: ribosome; cytosolic small ribosomal subunit. Gene Ontology annotation, molecular function: RNA binding; structural constituent of ribosome. Gene Ontology annotation, biological process: translation. The record is from RefSeq and is a predicted model, not a curated record.